Choloepus didactylus (southern two-toed sloth) is the source of this 1166-nucleotide messenger RNA. Its product is annotated as serine/threonine/tyrosine-interacting protein. Gene Ontology annotation, molecular function: F-box domain binding; protein tyrosine/serine/threonine phosphatase activity. Gene Ontology annotation, cellular component: nucleoplasm; cytoplasm. Gene Ontology annotation, biological process: protein dephosphorylation; negative regulation of protein binding; regulation of ERK1 and ERK2 cascade. The transcript has a single exon. Lineage: Eukaryota; Metazoa; Chordata; Mammalia; Pilosa; Megalonychidae. The coding region runs from base 247 to 918 and encodes 223 amino acids. The record is from RefSeq and is a predicted model, not a curated record.
CUGGGGGUGGGGGACGGUGGCAGCAUGGCGGCUGGGUACAAGCAGUUCAAUCCUCCUCUUCCUCUCUGUCGCUCCCACCGGGAUCCUUUAGAUUGCGUGUGUUCGUUGUAAGCCCGCCGCCCGCCCGCCAGUCCUCUGGUCCACCGGUCCACCCGUUCUCCCUUGCGCCGCCACUGCCAGCUCUAAGGGUCGGCCGGCCGGGUAACUCGCCCUCCCACCCCACCCACCGGCCCGCGGGCCAGGACCAUGGAGGACGUGAAACUGGAGUUCCCCACCCUCCCACAGUGCAAAGAGGAUGCCGAGGAAUGGACCUAUCCUAUGAGACGAGAGAUGCAGGAAAUUUUACCUGGAUUGUUUUUAGGCCCAUAUUCUUCUGCUAUGAAAAGCAAGCUACCUAUACUACAGAAACAUGGAAUAACCCAUAUAAUAUGCAUAAGACAAAAUAUUGAAGCAAACUUUAUUAAACCAAACUUUCAGCAAUUAUUUAGAUAUUUAGUCUUGGAUAUUGCAGAUAAUCCAGUUGAAAAUAUAAUACGUUUUUUUCCCAUGACUAAAGAAUUUAUUGAUGGGAGCUUACAAACUGGAGGAAAAGUUCUUGUCCAUGGAAAUGCAGGGAUCUCUAGGAGUGCUGCCUUUGUUAUUGCAUACAUUAUGGAAACAUUUGGAAUGAAGUACAGAGAUGCAUUUGCUUAUGUUCAAGAAAGAAGAUUUUGUAUUAAUCCUAAUGCUGGAUUCGUCCAUCAACUUCAGGAAUAUGAAGCCAUCUACCUAGCAAAAUUAACAAUACAGAUGAUGUCACCACUACAAAUAGAAAGGUCAUUAUCUGUCCAUUCCGGUACCACAGGCAGUUUGAAGAGAACACAUGAAGAAGAUGAUGAUUUUGGAAACAUGCAAGUGGCAACUGCACAGAAUGGCUGACUCAAGAGUAACCAUUAUAGAAGAUGUGAAUUGAAUUUCUAUUUGGGAAGGAGAAAAUACUAGAGACAAUAAUAAUGUAAAAUUGUAUAAAAAAAAAAAAAGUAGUUUCUUUUCAAUUAAAUGUUGCUUCCAGACGUGUUUCUCUGCAACUUGUUGAGCAACAUUUUAAGAAGAUGUUGGACUUCUGCAAUAGAUGGCACUGAUGGUUUUACUCCUUUUUGUUUUUUUUUUAUUUUUCAUUUUACAGU